Messenger RNA from Malassezia vespertilionis, 1176 nucleotides. RefSeq names its product ribonuclease P. Gene Ontology annotation, molecular function: ribonuclease P activity; ribonuclease MRP activity. NCBI's taxonomy places the organism in Eukaryota, Fungi, Basidiomycota, Malasseziomycetes, Malasseziales, Malasseziaceae. Gene Ontology annotation, cellular component: multimeric ribonuclease P complex; ribonuclease MRP complex. The transcript has 3 exons. The coding region runs from base 1 to 1176 and encodes 391 amino acids. Gene Ontology annotation, biological process: endonucleolytic cleavage in ITS1 to separate SSU-rRNA from 5.8S rRNA and LSU-rRNA from tricistronic rRNA transcript (SSU-rRNA, 5.8S rRNA, LSU-rRNA); tRNA 3'-end processing; tRNA 5'-leader removal. The record is from RefSeq and is a predicted model, not a curated record.
AUGCGGUACGAUGCGCCCUGCUCAUCCCAGCUCGAUCUUCUCCUCCCACAGGCGAGUGCGCGAGAUGCGGUGAUGGCGCUGGAUGACUGGACGGCGCCGGGCCCCUGCAUAGCGCGCGUGCCGCUGUCUCUCUUUUUUGAGCCUGCGUUUGUCGCACAGUAUGUGCGGAGCGGCUCCUUGUACGCACUAGGCGCGACCAAGCUCGAUACGGAAGAUACAGUAUGCCUUGAUGGCCAAGGGAUGCUUGUGCUUUCUCUGUCUAAAGAUACCUACCAGACUCUCGGGCUCGUCGGGCGCCCCAGCCGCUAUGCCCACGGCGCCUCUGGGCGUGCGGGCGACCGGACAAGUGGCCCAAGCACUCGAUACAUUGUUGAGCUUCCCUUGCUUGCGCCAUCGUUUGUGCCUGGGAGAAAAGGAUACGAGCGCGCGCGCACAUGCAUCGAGGCAUGGGACGCGGCGCGCGGAAAAUGGGCCCUUUUUUUUGUGUGGACGCCGCCGCAGGAUUUGACGGCGGGGAGCCGGAAGAGCUGGGCGCCGAUUGUCUUCCCUUCUUCUGUGUGCGCUGCAGACGUACAUCCCGUGCAUACUAAGCUCGAUGCUGCCGACAUUGACGACGCGUGGAUCCCAUGCUGGAACGAAACAGUUGCGUGCACUGCGCCUCUUGAGAGCGACCAAGGCGCCGAUGCAUGCACGGGCCUGCUCGAGUGGGCUGGGCUUGCAGCGCUGCAUUCGCCGCGCCUGCGCACGUACGACCGCUGCGAUGCGACCAUUGCACAGUACACGCCGAUGGCACCGAGCAGCCCGGGGCGAUACUGGCAUCUUUCCGCGCGCGGCAUCUUUCCUCCGUCGCUCCUCCUAAAAGUACAGAUGGCCGUGCUUGCCACUCGCCCGGCGUGGGCAGUUAUGACAGCUACAGGAUUCACCGAUACACCCGUAGCAUGGCGCAGCAAGCACCCCGGAUUGGGCCUCGCGCUCGGCUCUGGCGCUUCGCUCGCUGCGCAGGACGCGCCUGUGACGAAAAAGGCGCGCCACAAAGGGCAUACGCGGCGUGGCGAGGCCGAGCAUGGGAUGCUGCGCACUGGAGAGAAUGGCUGGACGCUGCUGAUGCGCCGUGCCGCGCCCACGGCCUAUGCAUCCCUCCUUGUAGCCUCGGUAGAAUUGGACACGCACCUGUAG